Molecule: messenger RNA, 2530 nt
Organism: Nematostella vectensis (starlet sea anemone)
Lineage: Eukaryota; Metazoa; Cnidaria; Anthozoa; Actiniaria; Edwardsiidae
Product: autotransporter adhesin BpaC-like
Exons: 2
Coding region: 498-2498 (666 amino acids)
Source: RefSeq, a predicted model, not a curated record
AGUUCCGUUCCUGAUUGACUCCAGCUGUGAAGUUUUAAAAGGACUCCUUUUAGUAAUAUUUUGAGCUAACCAUUUUAGUGCGCGGUUCCUCUGGCCAAGACCGUUCUUGAAAGAUAACGAGACUAAAAAAAAUCUAAAAACACCAUCCUAUGACAUGGAAAAUAUCUAUAGUUUGUCUUCUAAACACGUAUAGCAGUAGUUGUGAUCUGACCUCAUAUAAGAGUUGGGUAUUGAUUUUUUUAAUAUGAUUUUAUUGAUUAUUUAAUCCAAAAAUCUGUGGGAGUUCUGAUGGUGUGUUUUGGAGGCGAUUGAAGCUGAACCUCCCGUCAUCUAGAGCGGAAAAUAAAAUUCCGGGGAAAGCAUUAAAUGUACUCUGUGCAAUGGGAUCUUACAAUCUUUUUAAUCAUUGUUGCUAAAAACACGUUAUCAGGGGGAACAAGCCUUAAGCAAUAAAAUGCUUUUCGAGUAAGUGAAAGUAAUCGAAAGGCUAUUUUGACAUGAUGUUUUUAACCAUUUUUACUGGCAUUUUUAUCUCAUCUAUUAUACAAAAAACAAGUGGUUUUCAAGCUUUUGCUAUGCGAGACAAGGCGUUGGCGAGUUCUGCUAAGGCUUCGUGGCUCUUAACCUCGCUUGAGUGGUACCAUUGCCUCCUCGCCUGCCAAGAAAAUCCUCGCUGUGUUUCGUACAACUAUCGGGGAGAAAAACAAGAAUGCGAGCUCAGCACUGAAGGCCUUCUAGCUCAAUGUGAUAAAGACAAAGUUUUACACUUUGAAAGAGGAGCGAUAUUCAAUCAGAUUCGACUUUUUGUUUCCAAGAUCGACGAAAAACAAGGUGCUAUUAAAGAUACGCAUUGCAAAACCGAGUAUUCUUCUAACGUGACCAAAAGCACAAGUUGCACGGCCGAAGGAACGAAUAGCACGACUGGAGAGAAAAAUAGCACGACUGAAGGGGCGAAUAAUACGACUGGAGGGUUGAAUAGCACGACUGAAGGAAAGAAUAGCACGACUGGAGGGACGAAUAGUACGAUCGGAGGGACGAAUAGCACGACCGGAGAGAAAAAUAGCACGACUGAAGGGGCGAAUAAUACGACUGGAGGGUUGAAUAGCACGACUGAAGGAAAGAAUAGCACGACAAGAGGGACGAAUAGUACGAUCGGAGGGACGAAUAGCACGACUGCAGGGACUAAUAAUACGACUGGAAGUACGAAUAAUACGACUGGAGAGACGAAUAAUACGACUGGAGAGACGAAUAAUACGACUGGGGGGUUGAAUAGCACGACUGAAGGAAAGAAUAGCACGACUGGAGAGACGAAUAGUACGACUGGAGGGGCGAAAAAUACGACUGGAGGGUUGAAUAGCACGACUGAAGGAAAGAAUAGCACGACUGGAGAGACGAAUAGUACGACUGGAGGGGCGAAAAAUACGACUGGAGGGUUGAAUAGCACGACUGGAGGCACGAAUAGUGCGAUCGGAGUGACGAAUAGCACAACUGGAGGGACGAAUAGUACGACUGGAGGGACGAAUAGCACGACUGGAGGGACGAAUAGCACGAUUGGAGGGACGAAUAGUACGACUAGAGGGACGAAUAGCACGACUGGAGGGACGAAUAGCACGACUGGAGGGACGAAUAGCACGAGUGGAGGGACGAAUAGCACGAGUGGAGGGACGAAUAAUACGACCAGUGCUGGAGCAACAGAAACCAGCGAAUCGAAUAAAGGUAAACAUAGGUUUACAUGUUUUAAUCCAUUUUUUAUUUGUUUGGGCCUGACUAGCGGGAAAAAACUGGACAGAAGAUUAACAAACGCUCUUACUUUUUCAGUACUGAACACAGCGCUUGCUUACUACCCUUUGAAUGAGUUCUAUCAGGGACGCGAUAUCAGUCGCCAUAGCAACCAUUCAAGCUACGUGGCCAGAGGCGUCACUUACGCCACGGGACCUAAGGGAAUGGUGGGCGGGGCGAUGGAAUUUGAUCAUUCGCGGAGAAGCUAUCUCGCACUUCUUAAUUCAGAGACAUGGGGGUUCCUAAGCGAGUCUAUGACCAUAGCGUUUUGGGUCCACAUAGAUUCAAGUGAAAAGUUUUUUGACACACCGUUGGUUCACUUCUUUUACCGUUUGCAAUAUCAUGAUAAUGAUACUGACUAUAAAUAUUGGGGGUUGAGGUUGUGGCAUUAUCGAGGUCAGGUGGAUUUUGAGGUCGUGGAUGACACUUCACAAGUCUUUUCUUGGUUGAAGAUAAUUCCGGUUUACAAUACCUGGCAGUUCGUGGUUGCAUCGUACAACAAGACAGGCCAGUGUAUAUUGCGUGUAGGUGACGUCUCGUUAAAGCGUUCUUGUUUACCUGGGAGGAAUCUGGCAACCUUUCAGGGUUAUGUGCGACUUGGCGAGGUAAAAUAUGGUAGCCUUCCCUUCUAUUUUCAUGGCAGAUUAGCAUGUUUGAUGUUUUUUGAUUACAUGCUUGACGACAAACAGAUUGAAGAAAUUCAAAGUGUAUGUGCAUAAAAAAUUGCCUUUCUCUUGCCCGUAGCCGAGGG